GUACAUAAACAUUCCCUCCAUAACCAAGUUACUAAAAAAAAAAAGAAACAGAGCAAGUUUCUAAAUCUACAAAAAAGACCCCCUCCUUUUUUGACUGGUCAUCGUUUCAAAGGUAAAGCUUGACUACCUCUCUUCUUCUAUCUUUCUUUCCAUAGUUUCAGGGAUUUUACUUGAAGAAGAAGAAGAAGACAUGGGUAUUGAUGCUAAAGAUGUCUGUGUUAUCGUCUGGAAAGUGAUCAGAUUUUCAACGAACAGAACGUGCAGAUACGUGAAGAGAUACCCAGUUGCUUCUUGUGUUUCUGCGUUUGUCAUCAUCUUCUUGUACACUUUCCUUCCUUGGAUCUUGUAUUUCAUCCUCUGUUCUUCUCCGUUGAUAGCUUGUGCUUCGUUCUAUCUUCGGAAUCAUCUGAAUGGUGAGGCGGAGCAGAGGAGAGAUCGUGGCUUAUCCUCUGUUUCUAGCGAGGGGAGAACAGAGAAGGCUGAGUUAAAGCACCAAAGAAGUGUUCGACGAAACGCGAGAAGGGAAGUGGAAGAGGUCGGGAAAGAUUGGGACUCGUCUCAAGCUAGCAAGGACGAGAGAGGAAAAGUUAUUCUCACAACUCUCUACGGAGAGUUACCACCGGAGACGAUCGCUCCAGAUCUGGAGACUUUCAAAAGAGACAGGACGUUGCUUGGACCAGAAGAAAGCUUCGUCGAGUCUAACCUCGACAACCAAGGGUACGUUGUUGUCGAAGAUCCUUUGGAGAGGGUUUGUGAUGGUGAAACUGAACUAGAAUGCUCAUCGUCAUCAUCAGAAGAGGAAGAAGAGAAAGAAACAAACACGGUGAUAGUAGCGUGGACAGAGGAUGACCAGAAGAAUCUAAUGGAUCUUGGUACAUCCGAGAUCGAAAGAAACAAGAGGCUAGAGAAUUUGAUUACGAGAAGACGGUCAAGGAGAUUGUUCUUACUUGCAGCUGAGAGAGGCCUGAUGGAUAUGGAAGUUCCUAGGAUCUGUAUAGGUCGAAACUACUAUGGUUUGGAUAGAGAAAACAACGACGCCGAUGGAGUUCUCAUGCCAGGCUCUGCACCUUCCGUUAUGUUACCAAGAAGAAACCCAUUUGACCUUCCUUAUGAUCCGCAGGAAGAGAAACCGAACCUUACCGGAGAUAGUUUCCAGCAAGAGUUUGCGGAUGCUAACCCUAAAGAUAUCUUCUUUUGUCGCCAUGAGAGCUUUCACCACAGAAUCUUGCCAUCAGAGUCUCAAAAUGAUUCUAAUUUAGAGUCUUUGUGGAGGAAGGCAGUUGAUGGUAGGCCUAAGCCACUGCAAGGUAGCAAUGAUCAGCUUCCUGUAAUGAAAGAAAGUGAUGUGGAGGUAGGGGAGGUACGGAUAGAGACAGAUUCCAUAAGAAACAAUGAUGAUAGUGACUCAAACAUAACGCUUUCUCCUAGAGAAAGGGAGAAAGAUUUCAAUGUUUCAGACCAGUCAGAUGCUUCUGAAACGUUCUGCAAACGAAAUGAAGACCGUGCUGUGAAAUCUCUAGCGGGUUUAGUGCCAAGAAGCGGUGGUUCGAGUUCAAUGGCGAACGCGAGGCAAAGAUACAUGGAGCAUUUUGGUUACAGCAUAAAGAGAAGUCAUGUGUCAACACAUUCCGUUGACUCUGAUCUUCAAGUUGAGGUUUCUGAACUCGGAUCACCUCCAAGUUCAGUUGAUGGGAAUGACUCAUCUGAUGAAGAGAGAUCGUUGUUUAUCAAUGAAUCGGAGAUUAGUAAGGAAAUGGGGCUUAAUGGUGGGGAAAGUGAAGUGUUACCUGUGGGAAAAGUUGAGCAAGAAUUAAAUGAAACAAAGUCUUUAGCUUCUCCAGAAGUUAAAGAAGAAACAACAUUGGAGCCUAUGGAUAUGAAGAAACUUCCGGGGAACUCAGCUGAUGAGAUAAAGAUGAGUUAUGACUCUGAUGAACCUGAACCAUCCGAAAGGACUCAUCAAGAAUCUGAAGAGCCAUGUGUUAGAAAUGACCAAGAAGAGAUGCAACAAUUAGCGGAAGCUGAAGCUUCUGGUGUAAAUCACCAUGGAAACUCUGAAGAUUCUGCUACUUCACCAACAUCAGUAUUACAAGACAUGUUGCCUCUAAGCCAUACUCAUUCGGAGGAUCUUGAUCAUACAUCAGAUGGUCUGCUGCUGAAUGUGGAUCCACCGGCUGAAUCAUCUAGUAAUCAAUCGAAUGAACAUUCUGACCCAACAGAGGAAACUACAGUAGAAACCGUUUGCUCGAAUGCCACGAAAACAGUUCAGGAGAAGCAAGAGGGAUCUGAAGAACCAUUAAUCAAUGAUGAGUCUAAAUCUGCAGAAGACCGCAGAUCAGUGUCCACGGAUCCAUCAGCUGAAGAACUCAAUAGCCAUAACAAUUAAUUGAUGAAAUGUUUUGAUGCAGAAAGUUCAUUACCAUUCUCACGGAAAAGUCAAUGAAGGGAACACCAAUUUAACUUGGUUUACAGAAUCAAACACCAAUAUAGCUGCAGAGGCCAGUUUUGCAGGUGUUAAUAUAUGGCUGACUAUAUGAGUACGAGACAUGGCGAAAUGAUAAGAUAUUUGUGAAUAGGAAAUUUAUGUUUGUGUUGCCUUAUCAAAUGCAGACUUCUAUUAAAAGAAAAAGGUAUAGCGAGAGAAUGUUUAGGUUUCUUGUGUGUGUGUUUUGCUUCCUUAGAGCGCACGGCGACUG
Messenger RNA from Brassica oleracea var. oleracea, 2696 nucleotides. RefSeq lists its product as uncharacterized. The record is from RefSeq and is a predicted model, not a curated record. Bases 191 to 2386 code for a protein of 731 amino acids. NCBI's taxonomy places the organism in Eukaryota, Viridiplantae, Streptophyta, Magnoliopsida, Brassicales, Brassicaceae. The transcript has 6 exons.